AUGGCGGCCGUAGCCGCCGCAAACCCAUCCGCUGCGGCAAUCGCGCCGCCGUCAGCGUCGGCGCCGCCGGCGGCGGCGGAGGCGGCGGAGAGCGUGCGGCAGUUUCGGCUGGAGCGCGAGACGGAGCUGCGCGUCGAGGUGGAGUGGGACGCGAAGCUAACGGUGAAGCUUGUAUCGGGUACGGCGGAGAUCUUCGGGUCCGAGAUCGCGGUCGGGCAAAACGUCACCUUCGACGGCGGCGAGAAGCUCGCGGUGUUCACCUGGCACGGGUGCAGUCUGGAGGUGCGCGGGUCGCCAACACUGCCCGAUGCCAUGUAUGCAGCAGACGAGACUCCCAUGGUGAGCUACCUGAAUCUCCACGCGGUGCUGAACGUGCGGCGAGUGGAGGCAGCUAGGAGCCUCAUGCGUGCGAAGCAGCAACUGGCACAGCUGCAGCAGCAACAGCAGCUGCAGUAUCAACAUCAGCAACGGCAGCAGCAGCAUCCGCAUCAUCAGCAGCAGUAUCAGCACCAGCUGCAGCGGUUGCAGCGGCACAAGCAGCAACUGGAGAACAAAAUUAACUCCCUGGUUCUGACCAAGGUCCCCAGGGUACUGCUAGUGGGUCCCACAGACAGUGGAAAAUCCACUCUGGCUAGAAUGCUGCUGUGUUGGGCGGCCAGACAGCAGUGGCAUCCCACCUACGUGGAUCUAGACGUGGCUCACAGCAGUGUGACUGUGCCGGGGGCAGUAGCGGCCACGCCAGUGGAGGCACCCCUAGAAGCCAACGCCAGGACGGUGGAGGAGGCGCCCCUAGUUCUGUUUUACGGCCACACCAACCCCAGUGCGAACCUUGACCUAUACCGUGCUCUAGUGACGGCUCUGGCAGACGCGACAGACAGGCGACUGGGCAUCACUCCCUUGGGAGAGGGAGGAGGGGGAGAAGGAGGAUUGGAGGAGGGAGGAGGAGCAGCAGGAGCAGGGAGGGAGGCAGGAGGAGGGGCGGCUGCGAUAGGAGCGGCUGCGAUCGGGGCGGUUCCAGUGGAGGCAGCAGCAGCAGGGAUCAUAGCGAACAGCAUGGGAUGGGUGGAUGGGGCUGGUUACCAGGUAUGUUCUGAUGGGGCUGGUUACCAGGUAUGUGCUGAUGGGGCUGGUUACCAGGUAUGUGCUGAUUGGGCUGGUUACCAGGUUAGUGCUGAUGGGGCUGGUUACCAGGUAUGCGCUGAUGGGGCUGGUUACCAGCUGCUGCUGCACUCCAUUGAUGCCUUACGGGCCAACGUGGUGCUUGUGUUGGGGCAGGUGCGUCUAUGCGAGCUAGCUGGGUGGCCACAUGUCGAGAGGGUAUUUUUGAGACGUCUCAAGAAUACCCUCUCUACACGUGCCUUACGGGCCAACGUGGUGCUUGUGUUGGGGCAGCGGCUCUACAGCAUGCCCUCGGAGCAAUACCGAAGCAAAGCAGCAGCAGCAGCUGCUACUGCUGAUGGUGCUGAUGGUGGUGCUGCCAUGCAUCAGCCAUGCAUCAGCCAUGCAUCAGUCAUGCAUCAGCCAUGCAUCAGCCAUGCAUCAGCCAUGCAUCAGCCAUGCAUCAGCCAUGCAGCAGCAGUGGAGGUGGUGAAGCUCCUAGCGCUCUUCACCUCAGCAUCCGAUUCUCCUGCCCCUGCUUCCUCCCCCAACACCCCCCCCCCCCCUCCCAUUUCCCCCUUCUCCUCAUCACAGGAGCGGCUCUACAGCAUGUUGUCGGAGCACUAUCGAAGCAAAGCAGCAGCUGCUGCAGCGGAUGGUACCCCUGCCGGCCAUGCAGCAGCAGUGGAGGUGGUGAAGCUUGUGCGGUCCGGAGGUGCCGUGUCCCGCCCUUCCAAGUUUAGGCAGAGGUUGAGACAAGCAGUCGUCAAGGCAUAUUUCUAUGGGCCAGAGCGUCAGUUUUCACCUCAUUCGAGCACGGCCAGCUGGUCAGAGUACACGGUGCUGAGAGUAGGGGGAGGGCCGCAGGCACCACAGUCAGCGCUGCCUAUCGGAGCAGCGAGGGUUUCAGACCCACUUCGCACUGCACCGGUGGUUCUUUCUCGAGAGCUGGAGCAUCAUGUGCUGGCAGUUUCACAUGCCAAGGAGGAGAAGGACGCUGUUACAGGGUGA
Closterium sp. Naga37s-1 is the source of this 2109-nucleotide messenger RNA. NCBI's taxonomy places the organism in Eukaryota, Viridiplantae, Streptophyta, Zygnematophyceae, Desmidiales, Closteriaceae. The record is from the annotation of a GenBank genome assembly.